This is a messenger RNA of Chlorella variabilis, 1440 nucleotides long. RefSeq lists its product as hypothetical. The transcript is spliced from 13 exons. Gene Ontology annotation, cellular component: membrane. Bases 1 to 1440 code for a protein of 479 amino acids. Gene Ontology annotation, molecular function: transmembrane transporter activity. NCBI's taxonomy places the organism in Eukaryota, Viridiplantae, Chlorophyta, Trebouxiophyceae, Chlorellales, Chlorellaceae. Gene Ontology annotation, biological process: transmembrane transport; oligopeptide transport. The record is from RefSeq and is a predicted model, not a curated record.
AUGUCACUACAGCCUGUCGAGGAGCCGCCCAAGCGGCGCUCCACGCUGCUGACAGUGUGCCCCUUCAUCCUGGGAAAUGAGUUCUGCGAGCGCCUGGCCUUCUACGGACUGUCCACCAAUCUCAUCAUCUACCUGACACGGGUCAUGGGGGAGGACAACGGCUUUGCCGCCAUCCAGCUCAACCUGUUUGAGGGGACGUGCUACCUGACGCCGCUGCUGGGCGCGUGGCUGGCGGACUCGAUGUGGGGCCGCUACAAGACCAUCAUCGUCUUCUCGGUCAUCUACUUCCUGGGCAUGGUGCUGCUGGCCGUGUCGGCGGCGCUGCCCGGCCUGACCCCCACACCAGACAAGUACGCCUCACCGCUGCAGAACGCCGUGCUGUACGGCUCUCUGUACAUCAUAGCCCUGGGUACCGGCGGCAUCAAGCCGAACGUGUCUGCCUUUGGCGCGGACCAAUUUGAUGAGGCGGACCCUCAGGACCGGCGCGAGAAGACCUCCUUCUUCAACUGGUUUUACUUCUUCGUCAACAUCGGCUCGCUGCUGGCGGUGACGGUCAUCGUGUGGGUGCAGGAGAACAUCAGCUGGGCGGUCGGCUUUGCCGUUCCCGCCGCCGUCAUGGCCUGCGCCAUCCUCACCUUUGUGGCCGGCAGCCCGCUGUACACGCACAUGGGCUCCUUCUUUGUGGCCCAGGGCGUGAAGAUGGACAGCGCAAUCGGGCUGCCAGGCGGCGGCGCCUUCAUCAUCCCCGCCGCCAGCCUGGCCGCCAUCAACACGGUGGCGAUCGUGGUGCUGAUCCCCAUCUAUGACAAGCUGCUGGUGCCCGCCAUGCGGCGCCUGGGCAGGACCAUCACCCUGCUGCAGCGCAUCGGCUGGGGCCUGGUGGUGUGUGUGGCUAGCAUGCUGAUGGCUGGCUAUGUGGAGUAUCACCGCCUCAGCCUGUGCAACGAGGGCACCUGGCAGCCAGACGGCUCCGACGGCGGCGGCGCCGGCAUCGGCGGCUGGCUGCUGGGUGGGCUGCGCGGUGGCGGCGGCGGCGCCAACAAGCACGACGAGUGCCUGCAGGCGAUGAGCGUGUGGUGGCAGGUGCCUCAGUACCUGCUGGUGGGGCUGUCUGAGGGCCGCCUGGACCUCUUCUUCCUCUGCCUGGCCGCCCUCAUGGCCCUCAACCUCCUCAUCUUCCUCUGGGUGGCCGCACGCUACGAGUACAAGGCGGUGGAGCACGUGAAGCGCGUGGUGCUGCCCCGCAGCCUGCAGAGGCCGCCACGCCCGCCGCCGUUCCCGCCUCGCUCGCAGCCCGUGGACAGCCUGGGGGCGUCGCGGGCGCACCCGCAGGCGGUGCCUGGCGCGGCGGGCGUGGCCAGCUCCCCAGCACCUUCCAUCUUCUCCCGCUCCGUCACCUUCAUGCCCAAGUCCCCGGCCAUGCCCGCGCCGAUGCGCUGA